This is a messenger RNA of Rhodamnia argentea, 1870 nucleotides long. RefSeq names its product transcription factor GTE1-like. The record is from RefSeq and is a predicted model, not a curated record. The transcript is spliced from 8 exons. Lineage: Eukaryota; Viridiplantae; Streptophyta; Magnoliopsida; Myrtales; Myrtaceae. Bases 371 to 1591 code for a protein of 406 amino acids. Gene Ontology annotation, molecular function: protein binding.
UGCAACGCCUCACUUCCGCUAGGCGGCGUCCUUUCUUGUCAGGUUUCAUUCAGUUUCACUUUCAUUAGAACAAGCUCGUCUUCUUCAGGUGAUCUCUCUUUCUCUCUGAUCUGAUCUUCUCGUUGAUCUCUUGUUUUCCAUUGCUGGGCUGAAAUCCACGCUGUGGUUGCGCUGGGCGGGCGUUUGUAUGUCGUUUGAUUGCGUGGGAAAAUUCGAGAGAGAAAGACAUUGAUGAAAAGGCGAGGCGGAGUGUGCCUGUUAGGCAACGCUUUAGGAGCUGCAAGCUUGGACUGAGGCCCUUUCAAUGGAGUUUGGUCGAUUGCGCUUGCUUUUUCUGCUGUAUGAAGUUCUUAUCUAACCCGCCGGCCAGAUGGAAGAAAUGGAGUUGGAUGGCUUGAUUCCAUACGUCGGGACGGGAAAUUCCAGUUCCGAGAUUGAAGCAUACGAGCAGGAUGUGGAUCAAAUUCUGAUCAAGGUUAAUGAGUUGGACAAAAGGGUGAACGAGGUUGAGCAAUUCUGUAACGAUCAAAGUAAAAAGCAACCAGACAUCUCCAAAGGAAGCACACUCGGCAAGGGCAAAAGGCAGAUUAGCGGUCCCAAGAAGCUGCGACAGGAUGGCUGUAGUAGGGAAGCCGCUGCAGCGAAGAGAAUGCAACAGCUUAUCAAUCAGUUCGGUGUAAUACUCCGCCAGAUCACCCAGCACGAAUGGGCGUGGCCCUUCCUGCAACCUGUAGAUGUCAAAGCUCUUGGUUUACAUGACUAUCACAAGGUGAUUGAGAAGCCAAUGGACUUCGGUACGAUUAAAAAGAAAAUAGAGGCCACUGAUGGUGCUGCUUAUAAGAAUGUCCGAGAGGUAUGUGCUGACGUGAGGCUGGUCUUCAAAAAUGCAAUGAACUACAAUGACGAAAAGAGUGACAUUCAUGUCAUGGCCAAGACAUUGCUUGGAAAGUUUGAGGAUAAGUGGCUCCUACUACUUCCUAAAGUUACAGAGGAGGAAAAAAGACUAGAACAGGAAGGGGCAGAGGCACAGUUAGAUAUGCAACUUGCUAAGGAAGCUGCUAAUGCCAGAACGGCCAGAAAAAUAAGUAAUGAGCUUUACGAGGCUGAUAUGCAUCUGGAAGAACUCAGGGCAAUUCUUAUUUCAAAAUGCAGAAAAAUCUCAACAGAUGAAAAAAGAAAGAUAGCGGCAGCCCUUGAUAAAUUGCCAGUGGAGGAUGUUGACAAGGCUUUGGAGAUUGUUGCACAGUAUGAUCCAAGCUUCCGAUCAAAGGGUGAUCUAGUGGACCUAGAUUUAGAUGCUCAGGUUGGAAUCUCUCCCUCUCACACGCCCGCGCUGGAGAGCAAUAUAUUGAUUGUGCUAUUCACUGUUGAUCUGGUGCAGAGCGAAUGCACUUUAUGGAGGUUGAAGUUUUUUGUUAAGGGAGCCCUGGAAGUUCAAGAAAAGAGUUCAACUGUUGUCGGCAACAACAACAACCCCGAUCGCAGUCAUGACACUAACACCUACAACAAUAGCAACAAGAAGAGGAAGAAGGAGAUACGUAACGUUAUUGCCAAAACCGCCAAGAAAAGGAGUUUGAACCCCUCGUCCUAAACAUGCGGAACCAUAAAAAGAUCCCUACAUUGGGGAUUUGUACUAAACUCACUCGGUAUGUGCAACCGGCUUUUUUUUUUUAAUUAUCUUUUUUACCUUUUUGGAGCUUGGAGGCGUUAUCCAAUACAAUUCCUUGAACAAUAGUGCUUUGUAAAUUUUGUCGCAUUGAUAAGCACUCUCGCUUUUCAUCUGAGUGAGUCUAAUAGCCCUGAAAUGGCUAAACCUGUGAGUACCCAAAAUAGCAUCUGACUUGAUACAGAUGUACUCUUUGUACUACCA